This is a messenger RNA of Naegleria lovaniensis, 741 nucleotides long. RefSeq lists its product as uncharacterized. Bases 1 to 741 code for a protein of 246 amino acids. Lineage: Eukaryota; Heterolobosea; Eutetramitea; Acrasida; Naegleriidae. The record is from RefSeq and is a predicted model, not a curated record. The transcript has a single exon.
AUGGGAGGUGUUACAACCAUUCCAUUAGUGAAAGAACGAGUGCGGUUGAUACGAGAAGUGGGCUCAGUUCUCUUGACACAUUUUGAAGGAAGUGCUUUUCAAUUGAUUCAAUCUGCUCAAAAGAGUGUCAAACAAUUAGUCUCUCUCAUCACUCAAUACUUUCCAGGAUUUAGAGAUUCUUGUAUUUAUUCUAAAACUGGACAUCAAAUUCAUUUCUAUAAGAGAGCACAAAUAUUUUGUGCAGAUAUUUAUGGAUGUUUUAGAGGAGAAGGUAUUGGUGAAUUUGUAGAUAUUCAUGAAUUGACCAUGUUUGCUGAUUAUCGAGUACCACAAUUAUUGAGUAGUAAUAUUCAUUUCAUUGAAUGCAUUGAGGAUCAAAAUAAGGAAAAAAAUAAGGAGCAAAUCAAUGAGAAUCCUAGUAACGAUCAAAAUAAGGAUCCAAUCAAUGAGAAUAACAUGAUCCAGAGUGAGUAUGACGAUGAUGAACAUGUCGUACUUGUCUAUAGUUCAGAAUUGAAAGAUAAAAUUGCUCGAUUGCAACCAUUGGAAUAUAGUUCUCAAAUGGAAGUUGAAAUUAGAGCAUUUACAAUUCAAGCAGUUGAACAAAUGAGACAAGUUUUACUCGAAAAACACAAUAUCAAGUGUUUGAGUAUUGAGAUUGAUUGGAUGUUAUGGCAAAUUGGUGAAAAUGCAAGAAAGACAAUCAAGCCUCAUCAUCGAACACUUUCUAUUUAUUACUAA